GAUACGCCAUUCCAAGCCAUUCACUCCAUUUACUCGUAAUUUUACCGCAAAUCGCAAUUCAUUCGUUUCGUACAAUUACCGCGCGGAUGUGGAGUUGUUUUUAAUUUUUAAUUUCUGCGAAUUACGAAUAAUGUCUGCCCCUACAGUUUUAAGAGUAAAAAGAAGACUUGAAGAUAAUCCUCAAGAUGCAUUGGUCAUAACUUGUAAACGGAUCAAAACAGACGCUAAAGAAUUAUCACCAUCUCUAUUCGUUUUCAGAGGCACCGUUGAGAAUCAGGAGACCACACAUAUCAAACAAUUAGUACCACAAAAUGAUGUCAAAGUCCAGACGGUGCCAAAUGUGAAAGAUAUUGUAGAAAAAUUAAGGAAGGAACAUAAAGAAGUGGCCACAAAGAGCCGUUAUGAAAUCGUGAAUUGCAAGAGAGGGUUAAAAGAUGUUGAAGAUGGAGAGGAUGUGUACAAUCUAGUAGAUCUCCAGAAGUCUGAUGACACAGAUGAUGGUAUACAAUAUGCGUAUGAUGUGUAUACAGCUAUAAAACAAGACUUUGAUAUCUCUAAGGUGGAUAACUUUGUAAGCAUAGAAACAGACCUCAUAUUUGAUGGUGAUGGCACAGACACACCGUCAGGUGAUGAAGCUGAUGAUGAUGAUGACUCGAAUGAUGAGAAUAAUUGGCGAAAUGACUAUCCUGAUUCAGAGCCGAGCAGCAUUGAUGAGGAAGACAUGAUCAGGGCCAUGGAGAGGGUAGACCUUGGUGAAGACCUCUCCAGUGAUGAGGGAGAAGAUAAAAUAUACGAGGAUCCAAACGAAAUGCACAACUCCGAACUAUACGGAUCUGGUUAUGCAAAAUAUAGAGCUAGGGUUCUGAAAGAAAACCCUGACCUGGCUGAUGGCAGGGGCCUGAUCCUCUGGGCCAAGGAUAAAGAUGAGGAGUCACUAGGAUACAAGGAUGAUAGCGAUGAUGGUUUCUAUUAUGGUCAGGAAGAAGAUACCGACCAGUUCAGGGAACAAUACAAUAGCUCUUCAGAUGAGUACAGUCCGGAUUGAACUGGUUUGAAGGAGUAUAUCUGGAGUUAAUAUAAGUUAUUGGUUUCUAAAUAUAAGAAAAUAUUUUAUAUUAAAAUGAAAUUUUAUUAAUGUGCAUUCUAUUAUCUGAUCUAAUUCCACCUGAUAAGUAUAGUGAUUUUUUAUUGCAAUUAAAUGACAAGAAGAGCGAGUUACAUGGUAUCAACACCAUACGAAACUUUUAAUUACAAAGUAACACUGUGUGAGAGCGUUGGUGUCUACUCAUCGCUCGUCACUCUGAGGCAAGAGAUGGUAUAUCUUUUAAUGCCAGUCUACUUUCCCAUUUUUUAUUGAAUAGAAUAUUGACAUUUAAUUUUUUAAGUUAAGGUGAUUAUUCACAGUUUACCUUAAAGUAGUUAUGUGUUGUACUGAUACAAGAUGUUUAGUAAUUGUCUUAUUAAACGGUAUUCUUUCAAUAAAAUAA
Manduca sexta (tobacco hornworm) is the source of this 1487-nucleotide messenger RNA. RefSeq names its product probable RNA polymerase II nuclear localization protein SLC7A6OS (gene fs(2)ltoPP43). The record is from RefSeq and is a predicted model, not a curated record. Gene Ontology annotation, biological process: developmental process. The coding region runs from base 131 to 1045 and encodes 304 amino acids. Lineage: Eukaryota; Metazoa; Arthropoda; Insecta; Lepidoptera; Sphingidae. The transcript has 4 exons.